AGGAGCCAUCAGGAUGUUCCUCUUGCGAUCAGCUGCUGUUGCCUCCUUCCUGUUAGCGUGCGGUCUCCCCUACUCAUCUGCCUUCGUCGGCAGCGGACUCACUGUCACGCCCAAGGAUGCUCGUCUCAGGACGGCUGUUUCAGCGACUGCGUCCCGUUCCACUCCGCUGGGGCUCAAAAUGGAGGAUCCUCUGCUCCUGAGAGCAGCCAGGGGGGAGAAGGUGGAGAUGACACCGGUGUGGAUGAUGAGGCAGGCGGGCAGGCACAUGCAGGAGUACCGGGAGCUCGUGAAGAAGUACCCUACCUUCAGGGAGAGGUCCGAGAUACCUGAGGUCGCGACGGAGAUCUCCCUGCAGCCGUGGGAGGCGUACGGGGUGGACGGAUGCAUCCUCUUCUCCGACAUUCUCACGCCCCUUCCUGGGAUGGGUGUGGAGUUCGACAUCAAGGAGACGAGCGGGCCGAAGCUGAAGCCCCUGAGGACGAAGGAGCAGAUUGACACGAUGAAGAUCUGCUCGGACUGGUCCACCUCCAUGCCCUUCGUCAAGCAGACCCUCGGAGAGCUGCGCAAGAGGGUGGGAAACUCGGCGACUGUGCUGGGGUUCGUGGGCCUUCCGUUCACUCUGGCGACCUACUUGGUGGAGGGAGGAACCAGCUCUGAGUACCUCGAGAUCAAGAAGAUGAUGUACUAUAAUCCCUCCCUCCUCACGGCCAUGCUGGAGAACCUUGCCGAGAACAUCGGAAACUACGCGAACUUUCAGAUCGAGGCCGGAGCUCAGGUCAUCCAGAUCUUUGACUCUUGGGCGGGCUCUCUGUCCCCCGAGGACUACGACCUCUUCGCCUUCCCGUACCAGAAGAUGGUUGUCAACGCCAUCAAGAAGAAGCACCCUGAUGUCCCCAUCAUCAUCUACAUCGCUAAGUCUGGGGCACACGUGGAGCGCAUGGCCGACACUGGGGUUGACAUCGUCUCGCUCGACUGGACCGUCACCAUCGACGAGGCUCGUCGGAGGAUCGGCAGAGACAUCGGCCUUCAGGGCAACCUCGAUCCGGCGAUCCUCUACGGCCCCGAGCACAUCAUCAAGGAGCGCACAGAGAGCAUCCUGAAGAUGGCUAAGGGAAGGCAUCACAUCAUGAACCUGGGGCACGGUAUCGAGGCCACCACACCUCAGCCCAACGUGAAGUUUUUCGUCGACACAGUGCACGCGUUCAAGCACUGAGCUCGAGGGAGGGAGGAGCAGCAGCAGCAGCAAGCCCGGCAAAACCAACAGAUCCGCUUUCUUAAAUUCCUCGCACGAGUUGCGCAGGACUAACCGAUGUGACCACAUGCUAUCAACAAGGAAAAAUGAUCUCCUGUUCUCCGCGCUCCUUCUCUUCGACCCCCGCUGGCCGCAAGUGGCUCUCAAGCCCGCUGCCCCUCCUACUUGCCGGAGGAGGCGUUGCUCCCUUCUCUCUUGGGCACUAGGUGCUUCACAGGCACAAAGUAGUCGUGCUUGAGAGCGUCGGUCGGGCUGAUCCGCGUCUUGUGGUCGUACCGCAAGCACUGGUCGAGGAAAUCGAUCGCCUCAGGGCUGACAAGGUGCUGAUUUUCUCUGGUCACGAACGACUGCCAGCUCUUGCGCGGGUGCUUGCCCAGUAUGCCAUCGUAGUGUCUAUCCAGCUGAAUGUCGUACUUAUCCAAGUAGGCGAACAGGUCGUCUGUGCCCAACACCUUAGCGAUCUUAACGAGUUGAUCAUAGUUAUCAUGUCCAUGGAAAAAUGGCUCCUUGCGAAAAAUCAUUCCUGCAAACAUUGCUCCAAGACUCCACAUGUCAAGGGAGUAAUCGUAUUCACGGAAGUCCACUAGCAGUUCAGGUCCCUUGAAGUAUCUCGAUGCUACACGCACGUUGUACUCCGUCCCUGGGUAGAAAAACUCGGCAAGACCCCAAUCGAUCAGACGUAACUUGCGCUGAGAGUGAUCGAUCAUGACAUUGUGAGGCUUGACGUCUCUGUGCAUGACACCGUUGGCAUGUGCGAAUGCCAGAGCCACCAGAAGCUCAUGAAUGUAAUAUCGUAUAUCCAUGUCAGUCAGUGUUGGGUACAAGAUUUUGAAAUCUGUGUUUGCUACAUGCUCAAACACCAAACUUGGAGUUUUUGAGCCUGGAUCGCGAACGGUGUCAAGAAGCUGGAUGACGUUCGGACCUCCCCUCAAGUUCUGCAAGAUGCGUAUCUCUCUCUUGAUCUUUCUUUGUCUGACAGGCUUCAGACACUUGAUAAUGACUUUCUCCUCGGACGAUACUUUCCAACCUUCAAACACUUCGCUGUACUUUCCCCUUCCCACCUUCCUAAUUAUUUCAUAGUCCUCGCAAUCAGCCCAACAUAUCGUCAUAUUCUCGUAAUCAGUAUCCGUUAGGAACGUUUGCGGGCUCGCCGCAGCAACUCCACCCCCCUGGGCUGGAGACUUUGACAUUUCGAACGAAGCUCCCUUACUUCCUGGUUGAAAAAUGGGAGAAAAUUCAGGCUAGACCUCGGGCUUCAGUUCGAACUAGAACAACACGGGCUGGACUGGCAUUCCGACCCACUGCAUGACCU
Guillardia theta CCMP2712 is the source of this 2564-nucleotide messenger RNA. RefSeq lists its product as hypothetical. Lineage: Eukaryota; Cryptophyceae; Pyrenomonadales; Geminigeraceae. Gene Ontology annotation, biological process: porphyrin-containing compound biosynthetic process. The record is from RefSeq and is a predicted model, not a curated record. Bases 14 to 1213 code for a protein of 399 amino acids. The transcript has 21 exons. Gene Ontology annotation, molecular function: uroporphyrinogen decarboxylase activity.